This is a messenger RNA of Mesorhabditis spiculigera, 261 nucleotides long. Lineage: Eukaryota; Metazoa; Nematoda; Chromadorea; Rhabditida; Rhabditidae. The record is from the annotation of a GenBank genome assembly.
AUGCCCAAGGCUGGACUCGGUGAUAAGAUUCUGGUGGCGAUCCGUGGGCAAAUGCGGAAGGCAUACGUUGUGGGGGCGCAUGUUCAUCGACAAAUGAGACAACACGGCGUACCCAGCACUGACACCAAUAAUAUUGUGUUACUGGAAGAAGAGGGAAAUCCGCUGGGGAACCGUGUGAUGAAGCCGAUCCCCGCCAAACUGCUCGAGAAGCGCGAUCAUGCCCAAUUCUCCAAAGUGCUCGCCCUCGCCAACAAAUAUAUC